This is a messenger RNA of Eimeria maxima, 501 nucleotides long. Its product is annotated as CDK-activating kinase assembly factor, putative. NCBI's taxonomy places the organism in Eukaryota, Apicomplexa, Conoidasida, Eucoccidiorida, Eimeriidae. The transcript is spliced from 3 exons. The coding region runs from base 1 to 501 and encodes 166 amino acids. The record is from RefSeq and is a predicted model, not a curated record.
AUGCAUGAGCAGCUGAAGCGUCGCCUUGAGAAUCGUCUCCGUGAGCUUGAAGGCCACGGCCGUACGCAGGCUCAGCAUUUGCAGCAGCAGCAGCAGCAGCAGCAGCAGAAUGCGGAGGCAAGAGCAGCACUACGAGUUCGCAAGAUUAAAGAAAUCGUUAAGAAAGAAGGAAAUUUCUAUGAAAUUGUUAAAUUAAAACCCUUAGGAAAAAGUAUCAACGCUAGUGAUGAGCCUUAUACCCAUGUAUUGGAGCGUCAAUAUUCAUCUUUAUUUCAAUCUGCUUCUGCUGCUGCUGCUAAGAGUGGAUUAAGUGGGUCAGGCAGCAGCAACGAGAGAGCUAAGCCAUUAGAUCCUCUUAUAAGGGAAGAUCAACAUAUACCAAGAAGGAAAUAUAUUAAUAUUCAUGACUUUGAUGCUGCUGGUGCUGCAGCAGGAUUCGUACCUGCUGUAUAUAGAGAAAGGGGCACAAAAGAACUACGUGGUAUCAUGCUCUCCUUGUAA